UCUCAUCAGAAACAAGGGCAGCACCGAAGGUUCCGCCCAAAUAACGUGAUCAGAGUGUGUCUGCGCGAACACACAGGGGCGACAAGGAAACUGCACAAAGGUCAUUUCCAGUGGCGAUAUGAUCGACGAAUCCCGUGUCUUUCCUGCAGAUACCAGUCAAUAAAGUCCGCAAAUAUGGAACAUUAUGUCCCAGGUGAAGAGAACCAACAGGAAAAGAGUGAACACUCAAGAGAUUUAGCUUCUUCAUCUGCAUCAACAAUCAAAGAGUGCAACAGUGACAACAGUGAAACCACAGAGAAAGCUGAUGUUAAAAUAAACAAACUCAUUGGGCAGAAGAAAGAGACAGAAACAACUGGUUUACCAUCCCAGGAUGAUGAAGCGAAUGACCAAGUAGAUCGACACGAAGCAAGUCCCACUCAGGAAUCAUCAGCUGUUGAAUACACACAUGUUGGAGCUGGAGGGGAUUUAGCUUCUUCAUCUGCAUCAACAAUCAAAGAGCGCAACAGUGACAACAUUGAAAUCACAGAGCAGGCUGAUGUUAAAAGCAGUGGUUCACCUGAAGACGAGAUGCCUCUUACCGAAGGAUCUCCUUCACAUGAGGACAGCAAGACCACUACUCAGGCUAAAGACAGUAAUGAUGAUGGUGAUCACAAGAGAGAGUUGACAACAAAGCAGCCAGCAAUGCAACCUGAGAUUUCUGUAAACAACCUCAUUGGGCAGAAGACCGAGACAGAAACAACUGGUUUACCAUCCCAGGAUGAUGAAGCGAAUGACCAAGUAGAUCGACCCGAAGCAAGUCCCACUCAGGAAUCAUCAGCUGUUGAAUACACAAAUGUUGGAGCUGGAGGGGAUUUAGCUUCUUCAUCUGCAUCAACAAUCAAAGAGCGCAACAGUGACAACAUUGAAAUCACAGAGCAGGCUGAUGUUAAAAGCAGUGGUUCACCUGAAGACGAGAUGCCUCUUACUGAAGGCUCUCCUCCACAUGAGGACAGCAAGACCACUUCUCAGGCUAAAGACAGUAAUGAUGAUGGUGAUCACAAGAGAGAGUUGACAACAAAGCAGCCAGCAAUGCAACCUGAGAUUCCUGGUAAUGGAAGAGGCCCAGAGCCUGAUCCCUCAGAGAAGGAAGAGGAAGAGAAUGUGGAGAAACAUGAACAGAGACUAAAUGUUCAAGAGACAACUGAAUCCCCAUUUACAGUGGUUACUAGAUUUCUUAGAGGAAAAGUAAAAUUCCUGAUUCCAGUGGUUUUAGCUAUUGUUGCUGUCCUCCUGAUGACUCCCCACCAGCCUGAGUCUCCACCUCUGAUGAACAAUGUAGACAUUCUCCUCAGGCAGAUGGAAAAAGUAAAGACCCAGUUCCCUCAUCAGCGUGCUGAGCUCUGGAAAAGGAGCAAGAUCCACCUGAAGAGGCACCUCCAGACAGCUCAGCCUACAGCACCUGUGAAUCUCAUCCUAACUGCUGGCCUCAGAGGUGAGAGGACGCUGCACUGCCUGGCUCAGAGCCUGGCCUCUGCUUUCUCUUUUGCCGUCAACGCCUCUGUCCUCCACAUUGAUGGAGCCCGUGCAGCCAGCCAGGACAGCGACCAGGUCAAACUGGACAUUGACAGCAAGUUGCAAGGAGCUUUCGAGGGGGACAAACCUGUUGCUGUCAUUCACCGCUUUGAGGAGCUGCCUCCAGGCUCCACGCUCAUUUUCUAUCGUUACUGUGACCACGAGAAUGCGGCGUAUAAGGGGACUGUACUAAUCUUUACGGUGCUGCUGGAGGAAGAAGAGAUUCCUGGCAAGAUUUCUUUGAACUCUGUGGAGGAGAUGGUGGACGACCACCUUAAGAAGAAGUUCCUCUCUCAUAGCCGCCCUGUGUCUUUUGACAGGAUGGACCUUGAUAAGUAUGGUGGACUGUGGAGCCGUAUUUCUCACCUCAUCCUUCCUGUGGCAGCUGAGGAAAGGAUAGAAUAUGAAGGAUGCUGGGGUAUAUAAAUAACCCCUCUGUCAUAUCUUAGCAGGUGGUGUGGUGGUGUUAACAACCCAAAGGUUUCUUACUCUUUUUAAGGUUGCAACAAAUGAAGGUAUCAGGUGGAAAUAAUUAUGCCUAUUUUGAUAAUUAUGCCUUUGGAUAUUGUCUAAUAUCUAUGUGGACCUUAUUAUUGAAAAUGUUUGAUAAAACUAGGGCUGGGUAUCACACUUCAGUGGUACCGACAUGAGUAUCAUGUCCCCUAAGAGCAAAAAUGUGUUUUAAUUUGACAUAACAUUUGGUACCGAAGGAGAUACAUGUGUUGUAAUUUAACAUAACAUUUUGGUACCUAAGGAGAUAAUCUCAUCAGCGUUGGAGAGACAAUAAUCAUGCAGCUCGUGAUCGUCUCAAAGCGUGCAGGAAGUCGUGUCUGAAGACAGAGUUCAUUUCCAAUGUGAAAAGAGGAAGACGGAGCGUGAAAUGUGUGUUAGUGUGUCUGAGCUGUAUUUUCAAAGGCUCUUGGAACCAAUAUGAGAUGACUAAGUGUGACUGCAUGGGUCAGUUAAAAGUCAAGAAUUUUACCCUAAUGUGUAAUGUCUUAAAUAAAAAAAAAAGUUAAAUAAAAUGAGUAUAGAAAAAAAGUCCAGAUAAAGAUAAUGACACCUUUUAUGGAAAAAUGUAAAUUAAAAUGCAGCAGCACUUUAUUAGUAACUGAUUUACUUUAAUUAUAGAGAACUUCAGAGUGUGUAAGAUUUUGAUGGUAGCUGAUGUAAUGUGUAUACAUUUUUAAAAGUAUUUCAUGAAAGAAAAUCUAAUUCUCGUCACAAACUCAAUUAUUCAUUUGGUAUCAGGACAUUGGUGUAACUUUGUUUAGUUUCUGUGUGAUUGUCAAACCUGCAUGGCACCAUCACGUGCCUUAAAAUACAUUUUCAUACACCACUUUCUGUAAAUAUAUGCACAUUAUGGGGACAUUGUGAUGGAGGGGAAGAAGUAAGCUAUUAAAUGUGCCUUAAGGUGUAAAAUAAAUACUAGCCCAACUUAA
This is a messenger RNA of Solea solea (common sole), 2993 nucleotides long. Its product is annotated as torsin-1A-interacting protein 2-like. NCBI's taxonomy places the organism in Eukaryota, Metazoa, Chordata, Actinopteri, Pleuronectiformes, Soleidae. The transcript has 11 exons. Gene Ontology annotation, biological process: membrane organization. The coding region runs from base 175 to 1977 and encodes 600 amino acids. Gene Ontology annotation, cellular component: membrane. Gene Ontology annotation, molecular function: ATPase activator activity. The record is from RefSeq and is a predicted model, not a curated record.